UAUCCUGAGCCCUAACUAUCCACGAUCCACGAAGAUCCGCAAAUCUUUCCUCAUUUUUUGGUCGGAUCCUUGAUGGCAAAAUGGCAAGGAGACUACUAAAGACAAUGGAGCAAUGAAGCUAUUGCAACAAAGGCAUACCAGUGUCGCAAAGUGCUGCUUUCUAUUGUCGUUCAUAGCAACGAGAAUAACUGGCUUUCUGAUUGGAUACAGCUCUCUGCUUGGUAAUCAGAGGAGUUCACAGCCCUCACGCAGACAACCCAGAUUCUCGAAAGAUGCUCUGUUUCGUGACGACGACGACGGCACAUCUCCAAGAAUCGACCCCUUCCUCGCCCUGGCCAUGGAAGAAUCUCUUGUCAAGAUUCAGAUCCUGAUGGCAACAACGACAGAGACUGCAAAUCCAAAGUCAUAUUAUGGGCUAUCAUCAUGGAAGAAGCUAUGGAAGGAUUGUUGUGAAUUAGUCCAAGUUGACCAGUCCACCGUUCCAAACGCUGGAUUGGGUCUAUUGGCCAACACCAAUCUGGAAGAAGGGACGGUCGUGAGCUUUUAUCCCGUCCAUGGAAUAGGAAUGGAUCAUACUAGUACGGGAGGAACCACUGCAGCCAUUGCCUCCACCAAUGACGUGGAUCAAGACUUCUUUGACACACAACAAGACCAAGAUGGUCGCAAUUACCGACAAUGCUUGCUUCGUCCUCUCACGGGCUACUCUACUACGAUACGCGGAAAGGAAAAACUGUUUAUCGAUGUCAAUCCCCACCGGUCCGUCCAUCCGGGAUGGACCAGUCACUGCGUCAAUGAUGGAGCCACAAUACUGCCACAACCACAAGGAUACCAGGAAGAACAAGUCCUAACUUACUACGAACAGUCCCUCCAAAAACAAAACUGUGUGCAAAUUCCAUUUGGACCGGUGCCUCUCAUGGCCACCGUCACCACCAGGGCGGUCGACGCGGGUGAGGAACUCUUCACUUGCUACGGAGCGGCCUAUUGGCUACCGGUGGUAGGAGACCCGAAUCAUGUCCCAAAGUUGCUAGCAUCUCCAGGUAUUCUCAAGUCUAUAGACCAUUCGGCGUGCCUGACACGUGAGAGUAUUCAAAAGGUCAGCGCUCGAUACGACAAGGAAUGGGCGGGCAUUGAGGAAUCAUUUCUUGCUGCUUUUUAACUAAAAAGCAGCAUGAAAGACGACAUGGAUCCUUGAGGCUAUCCCCGGACGAUAGCUGAAGUGAGUACUGUAUGGCAACACUAUAACAGCCACUUGCUUUGACUCCAACGACUAUUAAUAUGCAAUAAGCAAUUUGGGAUCAAUUUUCAGCAUCGCUCUUCCAUGUAUUCUUGCACCCAACUUGAAUCUACGUGGCUGCAAGCUGGGGGCAAUAGAAGACGUGCCUUUUGCGAACGUUUCUUUGUUGAGUGAUUGCUAAUGUAGGGACUUCUUCCUGCGCUGGAAGAAGCUGGACUCAGCAGCCAGGGAGUUGGCUCCAAAGCGACAACAGAUUCGCCGUGUACGAUGUACUGGCUGCAGUGCCAUGAAGGAUACAAGAAGACAGAUAUCUUGCUUGGGCUUGUCGCGGUACCAGUGAGUUGUUUGCCAAGGCCAGCUUGGCGUUUGGCUCCGAAUUGGCUUUGACGCUUUGACUGCUCAGCUAUGAUCAAGAGCUACCUCUAGCCAGCGCUACCGUUACACAGUGAGUAGCCCCAUGCAUGCAGCUUCAAUGCCCGACUAAGUUUCAAUGGUACCGGUACAUGUAAGUAUUCGGGUACUUCAUCAGGAGGACCUCCAGGUCUAUCUUACAUCCAAUGCUCCAAUGGCUGGUGGCUAAGAGCCUCCCGCGACAUGGAUGCUUCACAGCCAGUCCUUUUUGUUGUGAUGUUGUGAUCUCGAAUGGAUCCUGCGGAACACAAAAGAAGGCUCCGAUGUAAUUCUGUUGAUGUGCGUUCCGGUCAAUGACGUUGUUUUCAUGUUCAAGCGCGG
Messenger RNA from Seminavis robusta, 1966 nucleotides. The record is from the annotation of a GenBank genome assembly. Lineage: Eukaryota; Bacillariophyta; Bacillariophyceae; Naviculales; Naviculaceae.